CCCACCACAUGUAUUCAUCUUCUUAUUCUAAAUUAUUAUUAUCUUUCUUCUUCUUCUUCCUUCUAAUUUCCUCAAGAGAAACAGCCCUUUUUUUAGUAACCAUGGGCGUCGCUGUUCUAAAUCCCCAAGACUGUCUGAAACAUCCUUUGUCUCACAUGAAACAUCCACGUAACCCAACCGCAUGUCCCAACAGGCAGAAAAAAACGAUCUCAAACCGCACACGCCGUAGUCCGCCACGAAAACAAUCCUCACCUUCUCCUCCUCGCCCCGACAACAACAACAAAAACGUCGUCGUUUCUCAGGUUAGGAUCCUGAAGCACGGCGAGGAGGUCCCCAAGAAGACAUCAGAUCUUGUCGUGGAAAAGACAGAUCUGUUAUCUACUCAUCGGAUCGGACCAGAUCCAGAAAUGAUUCCGAGUAAGAUCCGUUUACCCGUCCGCAAACCCAAAACGGUGCCGUUUUACGCAGGUCCCGUGACCAUGACGUCACCUCCUCCAAGCGACGUGCCUCUUCCAGCGUUUUUCGCUGCGAAGAAGAGCGUCUCUUUGUUCCAAGCCACUGAUGCUACCAACGAAAUCAUCAGAAUGCUCCGUCUAGACAUCGCGUGAAGGCGUAUGUCUCAAGCCUACGUUCCACUUUAAUCAAAACGGUUACAGUUUCGGAUCGAAUCUUCAAUAAAUCGUUUACAUACGAUAUGAAUCAAGAAGGUGAAGAAAACGCAUCUUCGUUAUGAAACAGUUUCGAAUCUUCCCUUAUUUUUUCAAGGGGCAAGAUCGGAAUAUCUUUCUUAACAGGUCUUUUUAGUUUCUCUUCGAGUUUUAGUGUUUGUAUAGAGUCUUUGUUCAUAGGCUUUAUUUUUUUAAAUUGUGUCUUUGGGUAUCUCUUGUGGUAGUUGUCGGUUUACUAGGUUCUUCUUCUGUUGUUUCUCACCGUUUCUGUAGUUCUAAGACAAAAAGUAUCAGAGAUAUGUAUAUCUUACUGCAAUAACGCAGAUUACAGUUUCUGUAUUACUUUCUAUCUUUCGAUGUAAAAUUAGUAUUUCUAUCUUUAUAUUAAUUGAAAUUAAGUUUUAUUUUACUUUUAAUCCAUUGUUGUUCAAAGUAUUUAUAUUCAUUGCCUGAUAUCAAACUAAGCAUUGCCAAGACCUUGUUUAUAGUAAACAUUCUUAUGGAUAUGCUAUACCACUACUCAACAUAUAUAAAAAUGGUUUAUGCUUACCUCAAUUGUUUAACUUGUUACAUAAAUUAUUCACGUUUGAGAGUAUGUUUCUC
This is a messenger RNA of Eruca vesicaria subsp. sativa (arugula), 1271 nucleotides long. The record is from the annotation of a GenBank genome assembly. NCBI's taxonomy places the organism in Eukaryota, Viridiplantae, Streptophyta, Magnoliopsida, Brassicales, Brassicaceae.